AUGCGGACACCUGGUGCUUUUCUCGGUAAGUACGACCACGACGAAGCCCUCCCGAAAAAGCACGCUUUUGUUCCCCACCAGGUGACGACGCUCGGCAUUGCGGACGUGUGUAGCUGCUUGUCGUGGUCUCUGUUGUUGUUUGGAGCCCUUCAUCUGCUUGUACAGACGCUUGCGGUCGUUUGCGUCUAA
Messenger RNA from Peronospora matthiolae, 189 nucleotides. NCBI's taxonomy places the organism in Eukaryota, Oomycota, Peronosporomycetes, Peronosporales, Peronosporaceae. The record is from the annotation of a GenBank genome assembly.